GCAGGCAGCCCACACCCCACCUCUGUCGACCAACACGCUGACACCAUGGACAACCAGGGCAUCAAGCUGGCGAAGGUGAACAAGGUGCUCGGCCGCACCGGUAACACCGGUAACGUGACCCAGGUCCGCGUGGAAUUCUUGGACGACCCUACCCGUUCGAUCAUCCGUAACGUUAAGGGCCCCGUCCGCGAGGGCGACAUUCUCUGCCUCCUGGAGUGGGAGCGCGAGGCCCGCCGUCUGAGAUAAGGCGCCCCAGCCUACGAGACGCUGAACCGCUCCAGCACAGUGACCGCAGUCAUGGGCCAGCAACCGCAGCAGUAGCAAUAGAUGGGGGACGUUGUCAUCCUCGUUCAUUGCGCUUGAACGCGAAGCAUGUUCUGCAGAGCAGCUCCUGCCUUUCGUCUUCGCCCAGAAUGAGGACGAUGAGCGGGACGGGUAUGCUGUAGGUUUUCUGCCCCUCAGCGGUGCCGCUCAGUGGUGAAUGCUGCCUUGCGCGAUUUGGUCUAAUGGUACAGCGAAUUGGUAGUACCGCGUACGGCUGUGCUACAGAGUUGGAAGGUGUCGGAGUGGGGCCUUGACCUCUGGCGUGGCUGUGGUGGGUCGCGCAUUUGAGUCGAGGGGAGGGGUGUGAUGGGCUCGGCUCUUUCUUGCCGUGCUUCCAGCACGUCUUCGGGAAUAUAAAACUAAAGACAAGGUUGAUCUGAAUCAACAAGGACCAGCUUGCCGGGUGGCAAUUGCGACAGCUGGAUUAUUUGCACAGCUCUUGAGCAUUUGCUCAACUCUUUACCAUUGGUUUGGUGCCCCAUCCGGCGCUACCACUGCCGUGCUACCGUAGCCUGGGUUAAGAGCUACCGUGUGCAUUGUAAUGGCCCCAUCGUGACUUAUACCGGCCAGGCUCCUCUGUAUCUACACAAAAAUACUACACAUUUCUCCAUGUGCUGUAAUUCGUAACUUGUUGGCAUUUCUAUGCAUACCUUGGCUGUUGUGAGAUUGCCAAGAUGGACACCAUCAGACGUCGCACCCCCGUAGCCUCUUCGGCAGCCGCCAUGGCACACAAGGGGACCAAGUUGCUGCUUUGAAAUCCGGUUGCCCAAAGCAACUUCUUUGCGCUCUCAUGGAUGGGUGUUUUUUUUGUUGUUUGUUUUUUUCCCAUCAUUGGACUCUGUCGUCUGCCCCCCUGGCCCCUAUCCUCCACUUCUACCAGCUAGACGACCCAACCGGGGUCACAUAGGAGGGGGGGGCUGGACCCCCUCCUGCGGUUCCUGCCUGAGGUAUUUUUAUCGCGAGAAGGGUACAGCAAAGGUGUGUGUUGGAGUGGAUGAAGCCUACCAAUCGGAGCUCGAUAUCCUUUGUUUUUAUUCUUCGACCGUUGGUGACAAACGGCCUAAAUAUUCUUUUGGCGAAAGCUAUUGACAUUUGAACGACGUAGGUGGCGGCACCCUCCUCCCUCUACCUUCUCCUUUUGACAUUUUUUCGAUACCGGCUUAAGUAACUGUCUGGUGUUCUCGCCUGCCCUUGUUUUUCCUCGUCACUGACAGCUGGGGGCUCCGCAAUAUGUCUCUUGUCUGCAGCCCCCCUGCGGCCCAGGGACAAGGAGCCGGGAGCCGCCCCAUCAAUAUAGUCUAGUCUAUAUAUAAAAAAAUCCUAAUCAAUCACAGCCCAGAACUUUCGGCGUACCUGGGGCCGUCUAGUGGGGUGGAAAAACCAGCGGUUCCCGUGGCUACCCCAGCUCCGUACAACCAACCAGCUUGAAAGUUCCAAAUUAUAUUCAUCAGAGACUGGAACCUGCAGCGGUGGCAACGCAAACCGAUGAGCGGAACAACUGCAGCACAACCCGCGCCCGGCUUAUGCAGGAGAGAACAAACUGGAGGAGGGAUCCAAACAGACCGACCGUUCGGCUAGUGGGCAAGGCUUGAGACGAAUCCCGAUGGAUCGCAGUCGAUGAUGAAGCGGAAGUGCGGCAUUCCUGGACCGGUGAGGAGAACAACAUCCAUUCUGAUAUGAAGACGAAACUACGGUACACGUAUCGCUGUGGUUGCGAUCCAAAAGCACGACGGUUUGAGGCUCGUGGGGUCUACGGCGACGGUUCGCCAGAGCUGCAACGCUGUCGAUGCAUCCUUCGAACUGCAGAGCUGUUCGAGCUGCAGCAACGCUCUCAAGAUAUUUACGUC
Ectocarpus sp. CCAP 1310/34 is the source of this 2171-nucleotide messenger RNA. NCBI's taxonomy places the organism in Eukaryota, Phaeophyceae, Ectocarpales, Ectocarpaceae. The record is from the annotation of a GenBank genome assembly.